UCAAAGUAAAGUGAAAGUUUCAUCAGGACUAGACACACCUGGAAAAGUAAAUCCACUGGACAGACAACCUUCUAGAAUCCACUUGAGAUCACACAUUAACAGACAAAAAAUAUUUUUCAGCAAUUUUCAAGUGACAGACUUCUUCUCUGUUCUGUAUUUUACUAUAUGGAGGAUCCCAAUUUGAAGAUCUCCAUGAUGCCAUCCACAUCCCCCACAGACUCCUCUAGGAGCAGCUGCACAGAGGAGACCCAGGGAGGUAAAAGUCCAGCUCCUGGUAAAAGUCUGAGUCAAGGCCUCCUAUGUAAGGUGUGUGCAGAUACUAGCAGUGGAAAACACUAUGGGAUCUAUGCCUGCAAUGGCUGCAGUGGCUUCUUCAAGCGCAGUGUGAGACGUAGAUUAAUCUACAGGUGCCAAGCUGGUACAGGUAUGUGUCCAGUAGAUAAAGCCCAUCGUAACCAGUGCCAGGCGUGUCGCCUAAAGAAAUGCCUUCAAGCUGGCAUGAACAAAGAUGCUGUUCAGAAUGAGAGGCAACCACGAAGCACAGCUCAGGUCAGGUUAGAUUCCUUGGACAUAGAUACAGAGAAGGAACACCUAGCCACCACCAGGGAGCCCACAUCUUCUUCGUCCUCUUGUUCUGUGAUAAGCAGACCUUUACUAGGCUCCUCCAUCAGUUCCAGCAUCAACUCCAGUGGACCCAGCCAGUGCAGCAGCAGUCCAAAGAACAGCCACCGCUUCAUGGCCAACCUGAUGACAGCUGAGACGUGCACCAAGCUCGAGCCUGAGGAUGUGGAUGAGAAUAUUGAUGUAACAAGUAAUGAGCCAGAGACAAGCUCUCCAGAGAGCAACACGACUCUCUAUCCCUAUUCUGGCCCUGAGAGCAUAUAUGAGACCUCCGCCCGUCUACUCUUCAUGUCUGUCAAAUGGGCAAAGAACUUGCCAGUCUUCUCCCACCUGCCAUUUCGCGACCAAGUGAUAUUGCUAGAGGAGGCAUGGAGUGAGCUAUUCCUUCUCUGUGCCAUCCAGUGGUCCUUGCCGCUGGAAAGUUGCCCCCUGCUUUCUCUACCCGAGCUGUCUCCUCCCUCACAGGGAAAAAGCAGCCCCUGUGCCUCUGACUUGCGCCUCCUACAGGAGCUCUUCAGCCGCUUCAAGGCUCUGCAAGUUGACCCUACAGAGUUUGCCUGCCUAAAAGCAAUAGUUCUCUUCAAGCCUGAGACAAGUGGCCUUAAAGACCCAGAGCAGGUUGAGAAUCUACAAGACCAAUCUCAAGUCAUGCUUGCUCAGCAUAUUCACACACUCUACUCCAGUCAAGCAGCAAGGUUUGGGAGGCUGCUGUUGCUCCUUCCCACGUUACACUUUGUAAGUUCAGAGAGGAUCGAAUUGCUCUUCUUCCACAGAACUAUUGGGAACACACCCAUGGAGAAGUUGCUCUGUGACAUGUUUAAGAACUGAAAAUCCCUUGAUCUGUGAGAUAGUAUCAUCCACACUGAAGCAUAAAUUGGGUGAUUUCUUUUACUGUAAUAAUAAGAUGACUGUCGAAACAAUUGCUUGGAAGAAUGCUAUACAUAUUCCUCAUUCAAGCCAGAAUUGGUCACGACCAUGACCAUUCAAGCUGCAACAGUUAGGCAGUUAUACCUGCAUGAUCUUGCAGAUUUAACAGCAACAUACACCAGCUUUGACCAGCAUAAAAUUCAUUUCAGUCUAAUCUAUUUUAAGUUUAUUUUUAAAUAUGUAUAUCAUAGUUUAUAGGUUUA
This is a messenger RNA of Tachysurus vachellii, 1751 nucleotides long. RefSeq names its product nuclear receptor subfamily 2, group E, member 3 (gene nr2e3). Gene Ontology annotation, biological process: positive regulation of transcription by RNA polymerase II; negative regulation of transcription by RNA polymerase II; cell differentiation. NCBI's taxonomy places the organism in Eukaryota, Metazoa, Chordata, Actinopteri, Siluriformes, Bagridae. The record is from RefSeq and is a predicted model, not a curated record. Gene Ontology annotation, molecular function: nuclear receptor activity; RNA polymerase II cis-regulatory region sequence-specific DNA binding; zinc ion binding. The coding region runs from base 166 to 1449 and encodes 427 amino acids. The transcript has 8 exons.